Molecule: messenger RNA, 855 nt
Organism: Rotaria socialis
Lineage: Eukaryota; Metazoa; Rotifera; Eurotatoria; Philodinida; Philodinidae
Source: the annotation of a GenBank genome assembly
AUGCCAAAUCGUAGCGCAGCAUUUUUUGGCUAUUAUGCACCCACAUUUACUAAUACCGGAAAUACACGUGGUUAUCCGCCUGACUUACCACCGCAACAGUCACAUGCUCCUCGCGAAGUGAAUGUACCGUCAAGCACGAUUCCUAGUGUUCCAUCAACAGCUAAGGGCACUGGAGGAAGCUCUACGUGUGUAUCAGCAGUAAAGUUGUUUCUAGUUGCAUUACUCGGUGGGGUUAUGGCUGCACUAGUUACCAUUCCACUCACAAUUGCUCUUACCCGUUCCACUGAUACAACAACGACGUGUACAACAUUGAUGACAACAACAGUUACAACAACGACCGUGACCACAACAACAACGACGACGACGUCGACAACAACAUCAACAUCAACAACAUCAACAACGACGACUACAAGUACAACGACGACAACAACAACGACGACUACAACAACAACUGUAACCACAACUACAACAACCACAACUAAAACAACGACAACGACAACAAGCACCACCACAAGCACAACUACUACAACUACGACUCAAUCAACAGCAUGUACAUUUCCAUGUCAAUGUGCAGGUGUUGCAUCAUGGUCCCUGUGGCAAAUAUAUUCAAGCGACACAAUUACAAUAACCAUCAGUACAUCGUCUUGUAAUUUUACUCGAACCCCUCUAUAUUUCACCAGUAUUGCCGGUACUAGUUCACACUAUGGUUUAAUAGGCUAUGAUUCCAUUUAUUCACCUUCACCGAACUCUUUUACAAUAUACGCGCGUAAUUCGCUUAGUUGGACGUCAUCUACAAUGAUGACUUCUGCUCAGUCUUACUCGUGGGAUGUAAACUGGUUUGGCAUAUACUAUUAA